Messenger RNA from Gadus chalcogrammus (walleye pollock), 1456 nucleotides. Its product is annotated as high mobility group-T protein-like. Gene Ontology annotation, molecular function: DNA binding, bending. Gene Ontology annotation, cellular component: nucleus. Gene Ontology annotation, biological process: regulation of transcription by RNA polymerase II. NCBI's taxonomy places the organism in Eukaryota, Metazoa, Chordata, Actinopteri, Gadiformes, Gadidae. Bases 96 to 710 code for a protein of 204 amino acids. The record is from RefSeq and is a predicted model, not a curated record. The transcript has 5 exons.
GAGCGGAGCACUGAAGACACUGCGUACCGCCGCUGCUCCGUCACACAGCCAUUGCAGACCAUUGAGAUUCAGCUGUAGACCUCGAUACUGUCAAAAUGGGGAAAGAUCCGAGCAAGCCCCGCGGGAGGAUGUCCUCCUAUGCCUAUUUCAUCCAGACCUGUCGUGAGGAGCACAAGAAGAAGCACCCAGAAGCCUCUGUCAACUUCUCCAAGUUCUCAAAGAAGUGCUCUGAACGCUGGAAGACCAUGUCAGCCCCGGAGAAGGGCAAGUUUGAGGACAAGGCCAAGCUGGACAAGGUGCGCUACGAGAGGGAGAUGAAGACCUACAUUCCACCAAAGACGGAAAAGAAGAAGAGGUUCAAGGACCCGAACGCCCCCAAGAGGCCACCGUCUGCCUUCUUCAUCUUCUGCGGGGACUUCCGUUCCAAGAUCAAAGGGGAGACCCCCGGCCUGACCAUUGGAGACGUGGCCAAGAAGCUGGGCGAGAUGUGGAACAACACCGCCUCAGAAGACAAACAGCCCUACGAGAAGAAGGCCUCCAAGCUGAAGGAGAAGUACGAAAAGGAUGUGGCCGCCUACCGCGCCAAGAGUAAGCCUGGCCCCGCGACCCCGGCCAAGGCCCCCGCCAAGGCCGAGAGGAAGAACGACGACGACGACGACGAGGACGAAGACGAGGACGAGGACGAUGAGGAUGACGACGACGACGAGUAGAGCGCAGGCCCCAAAGCUGCGGUCGCUGCUUCCUCUCUUCUUGUUUAUAUAAAGCAUUUAACCCCCUUGCCCCCCCCGUACAUGGUCCACUUCAAGACACUAUGAGAUGAACUGUCACCACGCCCCCUCUGUUCGUCUGUCCCUUUGCAGCAUUAGUUCUGGUUCUGGUUCGAUCGCUAAAGUUCAAGGCCACACACACAGCAGGCUGAGUGAGUUCCUUCACUCGUAGAAGUGGCUUUUAUUCGGAAGCGCGUCGAACAGCACAACAUGGGAGAGCGCUCAUGUCAUGGUGUCUUUAAAAAGGAAGUUAGUUUUUGUUUUGGGUGUGGAGGGAUUGCGGGCAACGCUGUGUAUAUCGGUUGUUUUUAUGCUGUACAGUUUAGUUCUCCCUUUUUUUUUUUUAAUAGUUAACACUACGACGUGUUUGGUCUGUAUCGCUCCCUCCCCGUUGUGGUAGCGCCCCCUGUGGUAGACCGCUCUGACCCGGUGAGCGGUGGGGGCCGUGGUUGUACUGACGCUUGCUGAAAGUGAGCAGCGCAUAAGGUUCCUGAGUUUCGGUUCUUCGGUUUGUCUUCUCUUUCCUGUGUGUUCUUCGGUUUAAAUGACCAGUUAUCAAAAUCGACGUAUCAAAGCUGUUAUACUGUCUUUUGAGUACCACUGUAAUCGCAAAAAUAUGGAGAAAAAAAAUAUGCUUAUGGUUGACCUAUUAAUUGCUUCUGAUGUCAAUAAACAUUUUUUUAAUAUAA